Anthostomella pinea is the source of this 1116-nucleotide messenger RNA. Lineage: Eukaryota; Fungi; Ascomycota; Sordariomycetes; Xylariales; Xylariaceae. The record is from the annotation of a GenBank genome assembly.
AUGAUGCCUUCAGUGUUGGGGGCGAACGUCUCGCAUAUCACGCCUCACCACUAUCCUACCGACACCAACCUGGAGGAACUCUCAAGACAACUCGCCUUAUCGGAUUCGAUACGGCGCAUAGCGCGUGGCUCCAAUGGACAACGACCACCAGGCGCCAUGCGUGUGGUGAAGCCGAAGAGUGCUAGUAACAGCCCACAGGCCAUGAUGGCUCGACGGAGGACGCUGAUGAACGAUGGGAGCUCGGCGCGGCGGCGGCAGCAGCAGGCCCUGGACCAGGUUGUGUUCCAGCAGAUGCAGGACACAUCGUGCUAUACGAAUUACCAAGAACCCGUCAAGCGAACCAACCGCCCAGUUAGCUGGCACCCGAGCUCGCACUUCCAAGAACCGCAGAUGCAUAUCCCUGCGUCUCAGGCCGACUAUUCACAAUAUAUCAUGCCGGCGCCGGUGUCGUAUCAGCCCACAGACAUGUACUCGGGAUACCAAUACUUUCCUCCAACGCCAGCUGCCUACUCUGGGCACACAUCGCCGGCAUCUAAUUUCUCCCCGCUAUCUCUUCCGUACAUGGCUCCGUCUCAGUCACAAAGUGUACCGCAAUAUGUGGCGGCAAACUCGUGGAAUUCGGCAUCCCAGUUCGCCCCUCAGUUGUUCAACACGAAUGCAAGCCCCGGCACGACAGAGUCCUACCCGUCUUAUGCUGACCAGGCUUCGUAUGACUGGGACACGUUUGCCCCGCAAGGAUUCAAUUCUUGCAUGGCCCCUCCGACGCCGGACGAGUACCAGGCUGUUCAGCAACACGUGGCGUCAGUGCCACCGGAGGAGUCGAUACCUUAUCAGCCGCUCGAAGAGCCGGAAGAGGAGGGGGAGAUAUUAGUCGGGAUGGGACUAUAUGAUACACCUACCAAGACGGAGACAGACCCCGGACUGGACAACUACCGCACGACAACAUCACAACUGCUCGACACGACGUACCGGAGUGGGAAAGGGUGGAAGCUAGAAGAAGCUUGGGAGCCGCCCGCUAUAGAUGAGUCUGACGGCGACGAGGACGUUGAUGGAGAAGAGCAAGACGAGAAGGACAGGACGUCGGAGUCACCCGCGCCGCACCCAGCCUGGAUAUGA